AUGGCACCCAUCGCCACGACAGUAGAGUCGGCGGCACCGACGCCUACGGCUCCACCGGCCGCCAAGUCGCUCAAGACGGGGCCUAACAGUAGCGUCCCGUCCAAGGUGGCUGGAACCAAUGGUACUGCGCAGGAGGAGCCGCCCGUAGUAGACCUCCAAUCUGGAUCUCCCGAACAAGAUCGUGAGGGCCAGGCUGAGGAGCUCAAGCGUCAGGUCAUUGCUGGACUCAAGGGCCACGCCACGCUUACGGUGCCUGGCAGCACCGACCGCGCAGAAGAUGUGGAGUGGGCGUACAGGAAGACAUUGCCUACCACGCUGCUAUAUGACGAGGCCGGCUUGAAGAUCUACGAUCAGAUGGUCGAGGUACCCGAGUACUACCUCUGGAAGGCCGAGAAGACAAUUUUGGAGAAGCAUGGCCGCGAGAUUGCCUUGCGUCUCUUCGGUCAUCAGACUGAGGAGACGUUGCAGAUGCUCCGCGAAGCACUCAGCGAGCAGGACUUCGAGCGCGAGGACAAGAAGAAGCACGAGCACAACAAGGACGACAAGGAUGUCCCCGUAUUCGACGGUCUCCACUUCGAAGAGUAUCGCACCCUCAAAGAGAAGUGGGGCGACUUUACCGUUGGCCGUCACAACGGCGGCGUCAACUCGGAGCACGGUCUCGACGAUUGCGGCUCUGGUGGCUCACCAGCUGCCGGAGCCGCCGUCGUAGAGCUUGGCGCCGGCUCGCUGCGCAAGACCAUUCACCUGCUUCGUGGUCUGGGCGAGCUGCCCGGGCUGAAGAAGCAGGACCCCGUGCGAUACUAUGCUUUGGACUUGGACAAGUCUGAGCUUGUACGCACGUUGCACGACCUCCGCUCGCAGCUGGGCUCGAGCACGAGUGGAGGUCAAGGAAAGGAGGAGGCCUGCGUCAGCGAUGAGUGGACCAUCCUCGAUGGAAAGGUAGCCAUCAACGGCCUGUGGGCCACGUACGACAAAGGGCUCGAGCACAUCGCCGACGGCGGGCUCGGGGAUGGGCGUCGCGUCUUCCUCUGGCUGGGCUCAUCGAUUGGUAACUUCGAACGCCGUGAUGGUGCUGAGUUCCUCAAGUCCAUGGCCGACAAGUCGAUGCGAGCCGGUGACAAGAUGCUCAUCGGCAUUGACCGCCGCAACGCUGCGAGGGACAUCGAGCUGGCGUACAACGACCCUAAGGGCUUGACAGCCUCAUUCGUCAUGAAUGGGCUCAAGCACGCCGACCGCGUUCUGGGCGGCCAAGGGGUGAUUGACCCCGCGAGGUUCGAGUAUCAUGAUCGAUACAACGAUGUCGAGGGUCGUCACGAAAGCUACUAUCGCUCUCUCCUGACGCAACUCCUCACCCUCCCAGACGGCGAGACGGUCGAGCUGGAGGAAGGCGAGCUCAUCCACGUAGAGCGCAGCUACAAGUACGCUGAGCGUGAGACUCUCGACUCCCUCGAUCAUGCUGGUCUGCGCGUCGUCCAGAAAUGGACCGAUGACGAUGAGCGUUACGACCUCUGGCUGGUGGAGAAGACUCCCUUCCAUUUCCAGUCGACGCGCCUCUUGACUGGAUGGCGCGAGCAAGUCGGCAAGGGCUUGUCGGUGCAGGAGGCUCAUAACAGUAAUGGGUCGCACGAGUUUGACGCUGAUGGAGGGUCCAGCGCAUUCAGUGUUGGUGGGCCGCCCAAGCCUCAUGAGGCUUGGGGGUCCUGGGGGAUGCCCUCGCUCGACGAGUGGGAGUCGAGCUGGCGAAGCUGGGACGUGAUUACCCUGACGAUGAUCUCUCGCCGAAUGCUCCACGUCAAACCAAUCGACCUGCGUCACAUCUGCCUCUUCUACCUCGGGCACAUUCCCGCUUUCGUGGACAUCCUCCUGUUGAAGGUUCUUCCCGACCUUGAGCCCCUUGACGCAUACUACAACAAGAUCUUCGAGCGCGGCAUCGACCCACACGUCGACGAUCCCACGCAGUGCCACUCGCACAGCGAGGUGCCUCAGUCGGAGGAGGACUGGCCAAAGGUCGAAGAGAUCUUGGCGUACAGGGAGAAGGUGAUGGACAGGCUCGUGGGAAUCUAUGCUGAUUUCGCGAGCGGGAAGCGCACAUUGAACAGGCAUGUCGCGAGGUGCAUCAAGAUGGUGCAGGAGCACAUCGACUUGCAUCAGGAGACACUGCUCUACAUGCUGGCACAGAGCGACGAGACGUUACCUCCCGUCGGCUUCUCGCAGCCGGACUGGGCGUCUCUUACUCGCCAGUGGGAGAAGGAAGACGCUCGACAGGGAGGCGAGGAAGAGCGCAACGCUCUCGUCAACUUCAAGGCCGACACCGUGGUGAUCGGUCACGAUGAUGAUGACCGCCGCGACACAGACUUCGAGACGAAAGCUCCCUCUAAGGAUGUGCGAGCCCUCAAUGCGCAGCUGGGCAACCCGGAGUUCGGGUGGGACAACGAGCAGCCCGCGCGCAAGGAGCAGACCAAGGCCUUCAGUAUCACGGCCAGCCCGGUCACCAACGAGCAGUACUUGCGCUUCGUUGCCGCCACCGGCUAUCAGGAGCAGGACGUUCCCCCUUCCUGGAUCAAGGCAACCGGCACCGGCAGCAAGUCCAGCCAUGACUACAAUGUCCGCACCAUCUACGGCCCCGUGCCCCUGGCUACCGUCGCCCGCCUCUGGCCCGUCACGGGCUCAGGCGCACAGCUACGUCGCUACGCUGCUUGGGCAGGCGGACGUCUACCUACGCAUGCCGAGCUCCGUCGCUUCCUCGACUCUGCCACGUCUCCCAACUGCGUGGACCGACCGGGCAGCAACGUCGGAUUCCGCUAUUGGCACCCGGUCCCUGCCGCCCUCCCCACCAACAUCACAGCCAAAGGCGGCGCAAACUCCCUCGGUCUUCCCGGACACAACGGCGGUGUGUGGGAAUGGACCUGUACCGCCUUCUCCGCUCAUGAAGGGUUCGUACCCUCCAUCCUCUACCCGGGUUACAGUGCCGAUUUCCACGACGGGCGACACGAUGUUGUCCUGGGUGGGAGCUGGGCGAGCACUCCCUGUGUCGCGGGAAGGAAGACGGUGUGCAACGCGUACCAGCGGGACUACCCAUAUGCGUUCAUUGGGGGCAGGGUGGUGUUCGAUGAUGAGACGACGAGGAAGGGGGUUGCGCAGGCUUACGGGGCUGGAAGGAGGAAGAGCAGUAGUCCGCCGGCUGCUGCGGGCCUCAGGAAGGACGCGUGA
This is a messenger RNA of Jaminaea rosea, 3210 nucleotides long. RefSeq names its product DUF323-domain-containing protein. The record is from RefSeq and is a predicted model, not a curated record. The transcript is spliced from 5 exons. Bases 1 to 3210 code for a protein of 1069 amino acids. Lineage: Eukaryota; Fungi; Basidiomycota; Exobasidiomycetes; Microstromatales.